Messenger RNA from Phanerochaete carnosa HHB-10118-sp, 1113 nucleotides. RefSeq lists its product as uncharacterized. The transcript is spliced from 5 exons. NCBI's taxonomy places the organism in Eukaryota, Fungi, Basidiomycota, Agaricomycetes, Polyporales, Phanerochaetaceae. The coding region runs from base 168 to 953 and encodes 261 amino acids. Gene Ontology annotation, molecular function: oxidoreductase activity, acting on the CH-OH group of donors, NAD or NADP as acceptor. The record is from RefSeq and is a predicted model, not a curated record.
ACUUGCGCCAUCGAUGCUCGACGGACUCGCGGCUGCCUCAUAUAAGGAGCUGUGCACAUCCUGACGCACACCCGUCUCAUCUCCUCGUUUCGUCGCCCAGCCACGGUGACGUAGGGAUCCAAGCCGACACAGUUUCAGAAGGUCUCUACCGAGCACAGCAAGCCUCCAUGGAGAAGACUCCAGCCGUCCCAGCUUUGCAGCUCUUUUCGCUCGCGGGCCAAAACGUUCUCAUAACCGGUGCUACCAGAGGCAUCGGCCAAGCGUGCGCGCUGGCGCUCGCAGAGGCGGGUGCUGACGUCUGCCUCGUCCAGCGCCCCUCUAGCACCAACACCGCGACGGCCGACGCGAUCCGGGCCCUGGGCCGCCGCGCAGAGAUAGUCGAGUGCGACCUGUCCGACCUGGAGGCCGUCAAGGGCGUGUUUGCCAGGGCCGUGGAGAAGUUGGGCGAGAUUCAUGUGCUCGUGAACUGUGGGGGGAUCCAGCGCAGGGCGCCGGCGGUCGAGUUUAGCGAGGCAGACUGGGACGAGGUGCUGAACGUGAACCUCAAGGCGUGCUGGCUACUCUGCCAAGCAGCGGGACAGCACAUGGUCCCGCGCCGGCGCGGCAAAAUCAUCAACUUCUGCAGCUUGCUGACGUACCAGGGCGGGAUCACGGUGCCCGCGUACGCCGCCGCCAAGGGCGCGCUCGGACAGCUCACGAAGGCGCUUAGCAACGAGUGGAGCAAGGAGAACGUACAAGUGAACGCGAUCGUGCCGGGCUACAUCGCGACAGACAUGAACGAAAAGCUGCUCGCGGACCCGGCGCGCCUGCGUCAGAUCAGCGAGCGCAUCCCGGCCGGGCGCUGGGGCGAACCGCACGACUUUGCGGGCCCCGCCGUCUUCCUCGCGAGCGCCGCGAGCCAGUACGUGUGCGGCGAGCUGCUCGUCGUCGAUGGCGGCUGGAUGGGACGGUGAGGGGCGGCGCGAGGGGCCUAGAUGGAAACGGCUUGCGUUUUUGAAGGAUGAAAAAUGUGUAUUUCUUCUUCUGCUGUCUCUUGGCAAAUGUACGAGAGAGUCUGGACAACCCGAGCGACGCUCUCGACCUCCCGUGGCAACCGUGGCUUCCGUGUUCCCG